GCUCUCUUCAGCGAAGGCUCCGGUGAGGGUAGUAGCGAUGAGAAGACAUCGCUGCCCGUCGCCUCGGACACAACUAAGGAAGGCUCAGCUAAAAGCAAUGGAGAAACUGGCGGAUCUUCUGCCGUCGAUCAGUCGCAAUCUACCGCUCUGACCACUGAUGCCUCUGAAAAUAGUCGACACAUUACGCACAGUAAAAAGCUUCGAAUGGCCGCUUUAAACUAUCCUUUCACCGGUGACAUGCACGGAGUUCGAGGUGCCGACUAUGAAUGCUUCCGCCAAUCCCGACGGGCCAACUUGAAGGGCACUUUCAGGGCGUUCAUGGCCGCUCGAGUGCAGAAUAUUGACAGCAUCGUACGCUCAAAGGACGCCAAACUGCCUGUGGUCAAUCUUAGGGAUGAGAUUCUCUUCAACUCCUGGCGAGACAUCUUCACCGGCUCCGGCGCCCCCUUCGCCUACCCGCCCAAGAUCUACAGCUUCGACGGCCGAAACAUCUUCACCGACUCUGCCUGGUCGCAGAAGCUGGUCUGGCAUGGCGCCGACAAGAAUGGCGUUCGCAACACUGACGCCUACUGUGACGCCUGGGGCUCCAACUCCAUCUCGCGAAUGGGCGUGGCGAGCAAUCUAGUGCACGGAAAGCUGCUCGAUCAAGUGAAGUACUCCUGCAACAACCAGUUCAUUGUCCUCUGCGUGGAGGUCAGUCCAGAGGAGUCAUCCUCCUCCUCGUCCUCAACUCGACACCGUCGCCAGUCAGGUCAUGUUCAUCAUGAUCACCAGUGA
Molecule: messenger RNA, 777 nt
Organism: Rhagoletis zephyria (snowberry fruit fly)
Lineage: Eukaryota; Metazoa; Arthropoda; Insecta; Diptera; Tephritidae
Source: RefSeq, a predicted model, not a curated record